Molecule: messenger RNA, 819 nt
Organism: Miscanthus lutarioriparius
Lineage: Eukaryota; Viridiplantae; Streptophyta; Magnoliopsida; Poales; Poaceae
Source: the annotation of a GenBank genome assembly
AUGAGCAGCCUUCGAGCCAUCUCCUCCCUCCUCCAUAUCUACUACUCGUCCGCCGCCGUGAGACGAGGCGCCGGGCGGCUGGGGUUCACGCCGGCCCUCGGCGGGAGCUUCAGGGUACCGUCGAAUUCCAGUCCGCCCGCGUUCGUGCUCGACGAGGUCGCGAGGGCGGCCGGCGGGGUUCGGAGGAGGGCGUCCACGCGCGCGGCGAGUUGGGACUCGGAGAAGUCACCGUACGAGACGCUUGAGCUGGGUAGGGAUGCAGACGAGGAGACCAUAAAGACUGCCUACAGAAGAUUGGCCAAGUUCUAUCACCCUGAUGUUUAUGAUGGUAAGGGAACCCUUGAGGAAGGGGAAACUGCUGAAGCCCGUUUCAUCAAGAUCCAAGCAGCGUAUGAGCUGUUGAUUGAUGAUGAAAGGAGAAGGGCAUAUGAUAGAGAGCAUCAUGUGAAUCCGAUGAAGGCUUCUCAAGCAUGGAUGGAGUGGGUAAUGAAGAAGCGGAAAGCUUUUGACCAACGUGGUGACAUGGCUGUGGCUGCUUGGGCUGAGCAGCAGCAACGUGAAAUGACACUACGGGCACGGCGUCUCUCACGCUCAAAGGUUGAUCCUGAGGAAGAAAGGAAACUAUUUGCCAAGGAAAAGAAGGCAUCUAUGGAAUUCUACAGCACAACUCUGAAGAGACAUACCCUUGUGUUACGGAAGAGGGAUAUUAUGCGCAAGAAGGCAGAGGAGGAGAGGGAUAAUGAGAUCAGUAGACUUCUAGCGGCGGAAGGGCUUGAGCUGGAUACAGAUGAAGAUGAAAACAAGACUUUUUUGGGGUAA